Molecule: messenger RNA, 1307 nt
Organism: Colletotrichum destructivum
Lineage: Eukaryota; Fungi; Ascomycota; Sordariomycetes; Glomerellales; Glomerellaceae
Exons: 2
Coding region: 114-1307 (397 amino acids)
Source: RefSeq, a predicted model, not a curated record
UCUGGAUCUUCGAUCGAAGCCUCAUCACGUUGUGGCUGUUGUCUUCUCCAUCUUCUUACUGGCUGUCGUCCUUGCAACAACGAAGCAAGCGCGCCUCUACAUGGACAUCCGACAUGGGCACAUCAAGUAGUCACGAGGUUCGCCAGAUGGUGGACGAGGCCGUCGUUGCUCUGCGGUCCGGACAGCCGCCGCCGCCGCUGCCGCCGCAGCAGCAGCAGCAGCAGCAGCAUCAGCCGUUCCGACGUAGGCAGCUCCGCGAGGUGAUAUCCCUCGACGACGACAUUGUGGUCUUGGACGAGGGGGUCGUCAGCGGCGGUAACGGUGGCGGGGGGUUUCACUACAUAGAUUACGACACCGACGGCGUUUGGGAACCUUCCUGGAGCUCGGACUCUGAUACAUCGGCCUGCGAGGAAUGCUGUUAUUGUUUGACCCUCAAGGGGAGCGAGUGCUGCUACGAUAUCGCAGAGUGCUGCAAUAGCGGUACGAAGGACUGUUGUGCGUCGGGACGCAAGAAGUGCGGUGCGAAGGCAAACAAGACGAAGAAUAAGUGCAAAGAGUGCGAGAAGAUACAAAAGUGUAAGAAAUGUAGGAAGAAGGGAUCUUCGCUUUGGAAUCGCCCCAAGGAAAGAGUCGACUGGGGUGGCGACGUCGUCGGGUUUUCGAGGCGUCCUGGUGAGCAAGACCCGCAGAAAUGGGGCCUCAAAGUCGACGGCCAUUCCUAUCUCGCCAAUCCAGGGAGCGAAUCGGCUACGCAUGUCUGCGGCGGGACCUGCUCCUGCGGACGACGACGACGACAACAGGCAGUUCGACAUCGGACAGCGCGGAGACGCCUGGACGAUAUUCUGGGUCGCGAGGACGAGUUGCAACCGCAGCCCGGCCGGAGGCGCACACUGCUGUUCGACGAGUUUGAGGCGUUCCCUGCUGGUAUGUCAGGCGGCGACCGCCCCGAGGAUGAAUAUCAGUACCAUGAGCGAGAUGGACUCGGGGAAUCGAGGUGGGAGCCGAGGACAAGGAGGACGACGAGAACGAGGGCAAGAAGGGACGGGAGCGUCGACGAGGAAUUCUUCAUGAUGCAUGGUGCGUUGGGGGACGGUGACCGUUAUAGGGACCUCGGGGACGGUGGCGGGCACGGAGGGAAUAGGGGGCGGGCGAGAAGCUGGGAUAGGAGAUCGGAUCUGGAUGAGAGGGUCGGGGAGAUUGACGACUGGUCCGAGGGGAGCUCAUACGCGGUUGGGGAAAGGGACAAAUUGGUCGUUUCGAGGAGGGAGGAAGGUGGAAGGAGGAUUGUGCGGUUUGAAAGGUUUUGA